AUGGCAAUGAGCUGGAUCAAGGGGAUCAUCCUUUCAUCAUCAAGAGAAGGUAACAACUGUUGCCAUCAAAUGAUAGAAGAUCUUAGGGCUUCAUUCGAUUUGGAUGAGAAACUGGAAAAAAAGAAGAUUGAAUCUCAGUGCUUUGAGAUAUUUGAGACUAGGCUUAUUUACAUCAAUCCAAUGGAAACUGAAGAUGGUUGCUCCCAUGUUGUUGAUGAACAAAUCUCUCAGUUGGAUAACUUAGUUGUGCCAAUUGUUGAUGAGCACUUAAAACCAAAAAUAGGAAUGACUUUUGGCAAUUUAGAAGACGCUGAAAAAUUCUACAGAACUUAUGGAAAGCCCGGAGGUUUUGAUAUCCGUAAUAGCAUAACAAAUUAUGGGAAGGAUAGAGAAUUAAUUGGCAAAAACAAAAACAAUAGCAUAUGGAGUGUCUACAAGUUCGUGGAAGAACAUUAUCAUACAAUUACUUCACCGAGUAGAACACAUUUUCUAAGGGGAAACCGUGAGGUAACAAGUGCGAAAAAGAUAUUGAUAAAGCAGUUUGGAGAGGUGAACAUUCCAACAAACAUGCAAAUGACCUUCUUUGAACCAACAAACAAGCAAAUGACCUUCUUUGAAAACUCUAGCGGAUGUUUUCAUAGAAUUGGAUGCAUUGAGACUGGUGUGAGAAAUUAUGAAAGAGAUUUGAGAGAGGAGAGGUGCGGUCAUGAUGCACCAAUGAUGUUGGAUCAUUUUAAGUCGGAACAAAAGAAGAAUCCUUCAUUUUAUUAUGUUUAUGACGUUGAUGAAGAGAAGCGCUUAACUCAUUGUUUUUGGGUGGAUGGCAUUGCUAGAAUGAAUUAUCAAUACUUUGGCGAUGUUGUCUCCUUCGAUGCCACGCAUAACAUAAAUCAAUAUGGCUUGGUAUUUGUGCCGUUUGUAGGCAUAAAUCACCAUUGGCAAAGUGUUUUCUUAGGAUGUGGCUUGAUCCCAAACGAAGAGGCGAAGUCUUUUGUAUGGUUGUUUAACAAAUGGAUUGAAGCAAUGGGUCAUCCUCCUUCGGGCAUGAUUACAGAUCAAUGUCUUGGCAUAUGCAAGGCAAUUGAAACAGUUUUUCCAGAAAUUCGGCACAGGUUUUGCAUUUGGCAUAUCUUGGACAAAAUUCCGGAGAAGUUGGGUAAAUGGGCUUAUAGAACGGAAUUUAUGAAUCCUUUCAAAGAAAGUAUUUGGGACUCCAAGACUGCUAGCUCUUUUGAAGAGAAUUGGGUUUCAAUUCUUAAGAAAAAUGGAUUGCAAACGCAUGAUUGGCUAAAGGAUAUCUAUGAAAUUCGUGAAAAAUGGGCGCCGGUUUAUCAUAAACAACACUUUUGGGCUGGAAUGUCUAGCAGUCAAAGAAGCGAAGGGAUGAAUGUAUUGCUAAAAAUGCAUGUAUCAAGGAAAAAUUCACUUCAUGAUUUCGUGAUCAUCUUUUAG
Asparagus officinalis (garden asparagus) is the source of this 1452-nucleotide messenger RNA. RefSeq names its product protein FAR1-RELATED SEQUENCE 5-like. The record is from RefSeq and is a predicted model, not a curated record. The coding region runs from base 1 to 1452 and encodes 483 amino acids. The transcript is spliced from 4 exons. NCBI's taxonomy places the organism in Eukaryota, Viridiplantae, Streptophyta, Magnoliopsida, Asparagales, Asparagaceae. Gene Ontology annotation, biological process: regulation of DNA-templated transcription.